GGGCAAGUCAGUGUGGGAUGGGAGCUGGCGCAAGAGGGGGCGGGAGAGGAGGCUUUAUGACUAGGCCUCCUGUGAGGGGCUCAGGCCAGGGACCAGCGUCAGGGAGGAGGCAGAGAAAGGCCAGCAGACACGGGGAGAGGCCUAGCAGGAGACUCCCACUAGCAUGCUCUUUGCCACCCAGAUUUUGCCUCUUGAGGAGAAUGUGGCCUCAAGGAGCCAUCUUUGUGGCUCUUCCCCUCCUGGGGCCCAUCGUGGUCUGGCUGCUUGCCGGCCGUCGGAUGUCUGGCUGGUGUGAUGGCCCGAGGAAGCUUUCCUGGUGCCCGCCUCACAAGAUCUUGCUGCCAGUGUGGAUGACCAUCUUCUCUCUCAUGGGCUAUGCAUCCUACCUGGUGUGGAAGGACCUGGGAGGGGGCUUUGGGCGGCCCCUGGCCCUGCCUCUUGGCCUCUAUGCUGUGCAGCUCACCAUCAGCUGGACCGUUCUGAUCCUCUUUUUUGCAGCCCACGCCCCUGGUCUGGCCCUGCUCCACCUGCUGCUGCUCUUCGGGCUAGUGGUGAGCACAGCGCUGAUCUGGCACCCCAUCAACAAGCUGGCUGCCCUGCUCCUGCUGCCCUACCUGGUCUGGCUCACCGUGACUGCUUCCAUCGCCUAUCGGCUGUGGAUGGACAGCCUUUGUCCAGAGCACCAGCCUCAGCCAGCGGGGCAGAAGAGUGACUGAGGCCCCAGGGCACAGGAGAGGAGAGAGGAUGCCAGGGGAGGGGUGGGAGAGAGAGCAGACAGAGCAGACAGGUCCAUGGAGCUGGGGGCAGGGGGUUGGUGGCCAGGGACUGAUGAGUCCCUCGAGGUGACUCGCCCCAGUGCAGCCACUGUCCUGGGUCCCCUAGUGCCAGUUUCCAUUGGAAUUCAGAGAAAUGGGAAAGAGGAAGGAAACUUAUUUUACAUUUAAUAAUCCUGGAUUAAUAAAUGUUAAUUUAGUGAUAUCAAUCAAUAAAAUCGUGCU
Manis javanica (Malayan pangolin) is the source of this 998-nucleotide messenger RNA. RefSeq names its product translocator protein 2 (gene TSPO2). The record is from RefSeq and is a predicted model, not a curated record. Gene Ontology annotation, cellular component: mitochondrial outer membrane. Lineage: Eukaryota; Metazoa; Chordata; Mammalia; Pholidota; Manidae.